AUGAAGCCCCUCGUCCUCACGCUCACACUCUUCCUAGCGCUCGCUGCCGCAUCUCCCGCCGCCGCACCAGGCCCCGCACUAGCGCCUGCACCAGCGCCCGCAGCAGAGCCCGCAGCGGCACCAGUGCCCGCACCCGUAGCACCUCCAGCACCCCCGGCACCAGCACCCACGUGCUUUGGCGGCUGCGGCGGCACGUGGACGCAGAAGUACUGCUGCAUCGCGUACCUGUCGGCGCUGUGCUGUCCAUACCACCAGUACUGUAAGGAGUAUGAUGGGAGGGCGUAUUGUUCUGUUAAACCUUAG
Molecule: messenger RNA, 303 nt
Organism: Tricharina praecox
Lineage: Eukaryota; Fungi; Ascomycota; Pezizomycetes; Pezizales; Pyronemataceae
Exons: 1
Coding region: 1-303 (100 amino acids)
Source: RefSeq, a predicted model, not a curated record